GAGACUGCAAAGCAGCUGUUCUAAGUGCGUUCGCGUGUAACGUGACGUGUAUUUUGAUCACGUCUGCACCGAUUGCGUCGCUGGGAUUGAACGCGCAUCGUUCAUUGCGAAGAGAUACAGAGGAAAAAAAAAACAAAAUGGACCAUUCUAAACGGCGGGGGUUUACCCCAAAACUCAAGGUGCCACUAAAGGAAGAAUCCACCUCGUACCGGGUGUACAUUGCGCUCGGUGUGUUUCUUGUGAUGUUGUUCCUGUCUUUUCCGACGCUUUGCGGCGCCCACGGACAGCAUGAUCAUGAUCAUCACCACGAUGAUCAUCAUCAUCAUGAAAGUCCCAGUUUUAAGUACUCCAAACAUGCAAAUGAGAUGUACGAAGAAGAACCAGUAGCUGAUCCACAUCAUCAUCAUCAUCAUCACCACGAUGAAGACCAUGGUCAUGACCAUCAUCAGCAUCAUCAUCAUCAUCAUGGCCACGACCAUCAUCAUCUUCCUCACCAGAGUAAACCGGCAAGUAAUGAUAAGGCACCGCGAGACACUUUUUACAUCUGGGUGCAUUCGAUCGGUUCGACACUGCUGAUUAGUGCGGCACCGUUUUUCAUUUUGUUCGCCAUCCCGCUAGAUAAUACGGAGGAAAUGCAACCCCGGCUGAAGACGUUGCUCGCCUUCGCUUCCGGUGGUUUGUUGGGCGAUGCGUUCCUGCACUUGAUUCCGCACGCCAUCCAGCCGCAUUCGCACGCGGAUGGUCACUCCCAUGGUCAUGGCCACAGUCAUGGCCACAGCCAUGAGCAUAAUGAAGGCGAACAGGAAAGCCACGGCCAUGAUAUGCGUGUUGGUUUAUGGGUGCUGGCCGGGAUCAUCGUGUUCCUAGCGGUGGAGAAAAGCGUACGGUUGAUUAAGAAAGACACCGGCCAUGGCCACGGACACGGACACAGCCAUGGAGGGCCGAAGCCUUCGGUUCCAGUACAGGCCAAAAAAAGCACUCCUCCACCUUCGCCAUCUACGGACAAAAAAGAAAAGAAGGAAAAGAAGAACCCCGAAGGAACGAAAUCAAGCAAGGAGGAAGCCAAGGCGAAGGGUAAGGCAGUCCGCAAAGAACCGAAAAAGGAACCGAACAUCAAGAUCGCCGGGUAUCUGAAUCUGGCGGCAGAUUUCACGCACAACUUCACCGAUGGAUUGGCGAUCGGUGCGUCCUAUCUCGCCGGUAAUAGCAUCGGGUUAAUCACGACCAUCACCAUUCUGCUGCACGAGGUGCCGCACGAGAUUGGUGACUUUGCGAUUCUUAUUAAAUCGGGCUGCUCAAAAAAGAAGGCCAUGCUGCUGCAACUAACGACGGCUGUUGGUGCGCUGGCUGGCACCGUGCUGGCUCUACUCGGCAGUGGGAGUGAUGCGGCCGAAUCCUGGGUGCUCCCGUUCACUGCCGGGGGCUUUAUUUACAUUGCGACCGUGUCGGUCAUACCGGAGCUGCUGGAGGAGUCCACGAAGUUGUGGCAGUCGCUGAAGGAAAUUGCGGCCCUGCUGGCCGGCGUUGGCAUGAUGGUAAUUAUUGCCAAGUUUGAAUAGAGGCGUACAUAGAAGGACGCGGCCGCCUUUCUUCCUGUUGUACCUUCGUCAUCUACUCUCCUGUUUGCGUACGUAUCUUAUUUCCUGUGCGUUGUAGGAAACACCCACAUUGAAAACGUUAAAUGUUAGUUUGCUGUAUUCGAUGUAGAACACUAUGUAAACGUUUCCGUCUGUAGCUUUUGCAUGAUCGCUCGCUGUCUUUAGGCCGCAUUUCCCAACAAGAAUGUGAUCUGGGUGUAGAAAAGUUGUAGCUUUACAUUUGACCGCUUUCGAUCGUUUGCGAACGCGGUGAGUUUGUAUUACUGCAGCGCUCCUGGAGCUUAAGAGGCAUCAUAUAUACGAUAGUUUUAAGCUAAGUAAUUAUGCAAUCAAGGCGUACUUUUGUUACGUUUGAUUUAUAAAACUGUGCAAAAGAAUGAGAGCAAUAAUUAUCCUAACUAUUACGCCGAUGAGGAAUAAACUGGCGAAAUUGAUAUGGCACUGAAAAAAGUAGUUUGUUCGAA
This is a messenger RNA of Anopheles nili, 2062 nucleotides long. RefSeq names its product protein catecholamines up (gene Catsup). NCBI's taxonomy places the organism in Eukaryota, Metazoa, Arthropoda, Insecta, Diptera, Culicidae. The transcript is spliced from 2 exons. The coding region runs from base 138 to 1559 and encodes 473 amino acids. Gene Ontology annotation, cellular component: membrane. Gene Ontology annotation, biological process: zinc ion transmembrane transport; intracellular zinc ion homeostasis. Gene Ontology annotation, molecular function: zinc ion transmembrane transporter activity. The record is from RefSeq and is a predicted model, not a curated record.